Molecule: messenger RNA, 2361 nt
Organism: Prorocentrum cordatum
Lineage: Eukaryota; Dinophyceae; Prorocentrales; Prorocentraceae
Source: the annotation of a GenBank genome assembly
AUGGCGGGUGAGACCAUGCAGGCUCGCGUGGAGCGCGAGUACACGUUGAGCCAUUGCCCCCCGAUUCUCCAGUUGCGCGACCAGGCGGUGCGAUUGUUGCGGAAGGAGGGUCUGCUGAGGCGCCAGAAAACGAAUGGGCGCUACGUGGCCGUGCACCCGCGGAACAGGUACGGCGAUGGCAUAAUUCCAUCCCACGUGCGCACGCUGGUGCACAGUUUUUGCAGCGACGGGUUCAGCAUGGAUGAGGUGGGCGUGCCCUUUGCCAUCGAGAUGCCACCCCCAUCUCACCAGCGCCACGCCGAGGCACUCGAGUUCAACGGAGACCUUGUCAAGGAAUCCCACGGCUUCUUGCCGCCAUACGACGAGGGCGAGAUCAAAAUCCUUAGCGUGAGCAAGUCGCACACGACCCAGGCGACCCGCUGCAUUCAGUUUGGCAGCCCUACAGAUUCAGAUAACGUCGAGUUCGGUACCGACGGGAAGCUUGACAUCCACAAGAUCGGGUUGAAGCGCCCCACGUUGGCAGAUGCUGCGAAGGAGGGGUUUGAAUGGGACGUGCUUGUCUGGCAGGCUGAAGACGCAUUCGGCGCCAUUAUAGACUUGCUCCAGGACCCGCUUAAGUUUGUGAAAUCGAUGGCCCACCCUUUAACUUUUCGAUUGCCCCCGCCCCCGCCCCCCCCCGCAUUUAUGUUGGCUUUAGCCGCGUUCAAUCAGGAGUCUGGAAAUGCUGCGCAGAAGGUUUCCAUGAAUGAGACUAGGUGGGAGACCUUGUUCAAGAUGCACGGGGACGUGCAGAAGAUCGUCACCAACUUCGAAGCCAAUAAAAAGGAGGGCGACAUAUUGAACCCCGACGUCGCGUGGGGCAGGGCAAUAACAAAAGCGCAAUCCAGAAAUCCAGAUUUCGUUUCAGAGAUCCAGAGUUUGGCGACGUUUGCGAGGAAGCUCGCUGGUGGACCAGACGCACCGAAUUUGAAGGAGCUUCGGGCUUUCAACCGUUCGUGCCAGAAGCCGCGCAUUGUGCAGGGCCCCGUCUUGGCGGCGGUGGCUGAUGCAGUGAUCGGCUCGGAUGGUUUGGGCUGCAUUCCCUUCCGCAUUGAUUGCGUAAAGGCAAUGAUGAGCGCCGACAGCAAGUAUGCAUCGGGCGACUUUCAGAACCUCUUUGCAUCGGGUGACUUCGGGCUUAAGCUCACGAGUAACAAGGAAGUGCAGCGCAUGAUCUCGCAGGCAGACAUCAUGAAAUCGAUGGCUAUAGACAUCGCAAAAACUGUCAACCUGUCAGAAGACAACGCGGCCGUGAAGACGUUGAUCAACAGGUUCGGCAUGAGGCUCGUGCACCAUUGCAUGAAGAAGCCCGACCCCAGGAGCCAAAAGUUCGAGUCGCUUCACCACAUCGGCUACGAGUACGUGCAAGACCUGGCUACCAUUGCAGGCACGCAGAUCACAUCCCCGUGGGCGAAGAAAGGAGCCCCGCCCAAAGCUCCCGCGCAGCAAGCUGCGGCUUCUGCACAAGUGCAGAGCGUAGGCGGAAUCGCCGACAGGAUGCACAAAUUGGCAAGUAUGGGCGUGAGCGCCAAUUGCCACAUCGAGGUCAUCAAGAUGAAAACUGUAUACAAGGUGCAGGAAGUCAAGGAGGAUGAGAUCAAGCUGCAGAGCAUCGGCGAUGGGAGCGACUACACAGUCGAUUCGGCAUACCUCCUGAAAUCGCUACUCACCCCGCGUGCACAAGAGUUCAAGGUGAUCACAAAACGCGAGCAGAAGAGGGACGCCGCGCUCUCCCCCUUCCACGCUUGCAAGCCCGCAUGGUGGUUGGUUGGUCACGUGACGUCGGCGCUUGAUGCAUUGGGUAACCUACAGGGGGCAGCGGGCGAGAUGGUCGACAUCGUGACGGAGCCCACGGAGCACCGCGGCGUGUACGCCAAGGUUGACAUCGAUGUCUCCAGCGCGAUCUUCCCGCCCUUCUCGACCAAAGUUGCCUUCUCGGAUACAGCUCCAAACGGUGCCAUCGACGUCGGCGCGGAGAUCACUAAUGCGGACGGCGUCGCGCAGAAGCUUUACAUCUUCAUGAAGCUGCAGAAGCAUGAUCCAGGCGGCAUCGCGGACAACACGCGCGGCAGCUACAAGAUGGCGAAGAUAGAAGGGUUCAUGCCGCACUACUGGCUCAUUGACAAAGAGGUGACCGACCCCAAGAAGUCUAACAUGGCCAUCAAGCUUCACACCGUUGACGCCUCGGUCGGCGCGGAGAAGUUUACAUUGAAAAUACCGCUCCUGGAAAACACCAAACCCAUCAAAAAGGGUGACCAGCUUCGCGCACUGAAGCCGCAGGCGGCGAAGGCGCCGCCGAUGAAGAGGGUCCGCACGCAGUAG